Oncorhynchus tshawytscha (Chinook salmon) is the source of this 1932-nucleotide messenger RNA. RefSeq names its product DENN domain-containing protein 2C-like. The coding region runs from base 323 to 910 and encodes 195 amino acids. The transcript is spliced from 7 exons. Lineage: Eukaryota; Metazoa; Chordata; Actinopteri; Salmoniformes; Salmonidae. The record is from RefSeq and is a predicted model, not a curated record.
UCCAUUUUCCCUCUGACACUGAGAGGCUGCAUGACAGUGACCUUGCCUAGUCUACUUAGACUGGUCUGUGCUCUUGGUUAUAACAGGCGACGAAAUUAUACAAUGUGUCAACAUUGCUCGCUUUGCGCGCUGCUCCAAUGUUACAAGUGUAACAACUGAAGACUCGUCCGGGUCUGCAUCCCCCCUCGCUAUCACUGCUAAAUUAUAUAUAUAUUUUAAAUGACGGCGGAAUAGACGCGCAUGAAGAGUGGACGGAGAGAAGCAGAUCUUGGAGGAGGUAGAGAGGCGCAGGGAGAUCUGUCCAGCCCUGGUGUCCCCCUUCAUGCGUAGCGUCAUGGAGGCUCCUUUUCCCGCCUCUGGACGCACCAUCACACUCAGGAGCUUCCUCCCAGGCUCAGGAAAUGAGGUGCUGAUGCUGUGCCGGCCGGUAGACUCAAGGCUGGAGCAUGUGGACUUUGAGAGCCUGCUGCAGUGCCUGAGCGUUGGGAGACUCCUACAGGUAUUUGCCUCUCUGCUACUGGAGAGGAGGGUCAUCUUCAUUGCUGACAAACUCAGUGUGCUAUCUCGUUGUGGCCAUGCCGCGCUGGCGCUGCUCUACCCGUUCACCUGGCAGCAUACAAUUGUGCCUGUGCUGCCCGCUAGCAUGCUAGACAUCAGCUGCUCUCCCACUCCCUUCCUCAUGGGGGUGCUGGCGCCCUGCCUGCCCAAACUUCUGGAGCUGCCCAUAGAGGAGGUGCUUAUUGUGGAUUUAUGUACAGACAAAUUUGUCAAACAGCUUGGUGAUGAGGACUGUAUCUUGCUCAGUAAGCUUCAGGCUGGACUGCUGGAGAUCCUGGAGGAGAGAGAGCAGAUACUGAGGCAAGAUGAAGGAGAUUGCACAGGAGGGAUGAAAUUCCUACCGAAGAAGUGACAAUGUCAGCGGUCUGGUUGAAAAUGCUUCUGUAGGAGAAGAUGAGGAUCUUCCGCGGGAUUGGCCAAGACGUGUGCAAAUGAUGUCACGGAUAUAGAUAUGUACUUGAAUCGAUCAGAACAUAAUGGUGUUUGGCACAUAGGCCCACAGUCUUAGAUAUAGAGCUCGGGUUGAGACAGGACCAUACUCUUCGUAUUGCCCUGAAAGCACUCCAUGGCAGAAGGAAGUGUGACUGUAAUUGGAGGAAAACUGGAAAUUUGCAUUUAUGUGCAAACACGUUUCAAUGAAGACUUGACAUGGCAGAAGAAAGGCAGGAGCAACACCAUGUACUUAUGAAAUUUACACAAAACAUUUCAGCUACAAAACUAACCCGUGCCUAUUUCUGUUUUUGCUGUUCAUUUUUAAAAUGUUUGGUUUUAAUCAAGUGUUUUGAGUAUUUGCUCUCAGUAUUAUGGAUAUAGUUAUUUUUAAAUUUAGUUUUGAACUGGUCUAGUUGGAGAAAAAUAAGGUAGGUUACUCUUUUUACCCUUCAGCUCUCUGUUACAAAACAAUGUAAGAAUAAUUGUAUUGUGUGCAUGAUUGUAACUUUAAAUAUGACAUCAGUUUUUAAACUGAGGUUAAUGUAUGUUUUCCCUGACAUUUUGAUGUCCUUGACAAUUGUUCCAAGUAAUGUUUGGAUCAUUAAGAUAAUACAUUAUAUUGACAUUUCUAACAGAUUUUGAAUAGCUCAAUUCUGUAACAAAAUAUUGUGUUUACAAUGUUUAGCUACUCUUAUGCAUUGUUCGCAUUGUGAACUUAAUGUGACAUUGUAUGAACCUAUUUGAAUACCGUAGCAAUUUGAUAUGACAGAUGAAAGCGCUUCACAAAGUUUGAUAAAAACAUGUUCCCAUGUGGGUUUAGAAAGCCAUAAACAGAGAACCAGAAACUAGUCACACCUCAAUCCUAUUGACUGAAGUACUUUUGAACUAUUGUACAGUGUGUGUGUAUAUACAGUGUGUGUGUAUAUACAGUGUGUGUAUAUA